Messenger RNA from Empidonax traillii (willow flycatcher), 1397 nucleotides. It is a transcript of the gene GPATCH4, whose product is annotated as G-patch domain containing 4. Gene Ontology annotation, molecular function: nucleic acid binding. The transcript is spliced from 6 exons. Gene Ontology annotation, biological process: regulation of ribosome biogenesis. NCBI's taxonomy places the organism in Eukaryota, Metazoa, Chordata, Aves, Passeriformes, Tyrannidae. The record is from RefSeq and is a predicted model, not a curated record. The annotation marks the transcript as partial. Gene Ontology annotation, cellular component: nucleolus.
UGGGUGGCUGUGCCAGCAGGGCAGGGCCUGGGCAAGCGGCAGGACGGCAUCGCCGAGGCCAUCCGGGUGAAGGUGAAGUGUGACACGGCGGGGGUGGGACACGACGCGGCGGAGCCCUUCACCUUCCACUGGUGGGACCACGUCUUCAACAAGGCGGCUGCCAACAUCGCUGUGGAGGCCGGGCAGGAUGGCAUCUCCGUGAAGGCGCUUUCCGAGCAGGGAGGCGGGAUCAGCAAUAGGAAGCCUCGCAAGGCCAGCAGCACCGGGGACCUGCUUUAUGGCCGCUUCGUGAAGUCGGCCACACUCACAGCCUGUGGGGAGGAGUCCCUGUCGCUGCCCGCCCGCUCCGAGAGCAGCGAGGAGGAGGAGGAGGAGAAGCUGGACCUCUCUUCGGCCAGGAGGCUGACGGACGAGGAGCUGGUGCAGGCGUGUGGGGGCCGCACGGCACACAAGGGUGCCCGUCACGGCCUGACCAUGAGUGCCAAGCUGGCGCGCCUGGAGGAGCAGGAACGAGCGUUCCUGGCCAUGUACCGGCACAAGGGGCGGCAUCAGGAGCUCCCGGAGAGCAGCCCCCCGGCAGAGAGCCAGGGCAAAAAGAAGAAGAAAAGGAAAAAGUCCAAGGAUAGAGCCGACCCUGAGGUGCCACAGAGCCAGGAGCCAAAUGGAGAGGAGGAGGAGGAGGUAUCAGGAAAAGAAGAGAAGGUUGUGAAGAGGAAGAAAAAGAAGAUCUGGGAGCCAAGCGGAGAAGAGGAGCUGAUGGCAGAGAAGGUCACGAAGAAGAAGGUCACAGAGCCACGCGGAGAAGAGGAGGCAUCAGGAGAGGAGGGGAAAAUCAUGAAGAGGAGGAAGAAGCCAGAGGCAAACACAGAACAGGAGGUGGCAGAAGAGGAGGGGAAAGCUGCAAAGAGGAAAAAGAAGAAGAAACAGAAGAAGGAGGAGGAGGACGAAGAAGAGCCAGCUGAGACAGAUGUACCUCUAGAAGGCACAGGUGAGCCAGACCUGGAACACAGCCCCAGGAAGAAGAGAAAAAAGAAGAAAAGGAAGAGGGAGCCAGAGUGAGCAAGUGCCACAGCUGCCGUGUUGUGCAGCUGCCAGUCCCACCUUGCUGUGAAGGUCCCGAUCCUGGUGCUGGUGGGUGCCCAAGGGUUCUCCAGGCUCAUCCCAGACAGAGCCCAGCACUGUGGCUCAGCCUGGAGAUGCUGGGUUGGGAUGGGUUGGCUUGGAGCUGGAUCGAGCUUUAUUUCACCUCCUGAGCCUUCACUGGUCAGGGGUGACCCCAGUUCCCCCCAGGCCCUGGGUUUGCUGUGGGCUCGUUGCAGAAGGACACAAGGGGACAGACCCUGCAGAGUAUUGAAGUAUUUUUUCAAGGGCACAAAUAAAUCUUUAUUGCAGUGAGA